This is a messenger RNA of Morus notabilis, 1907 nucleotides long. RefSeq names its product zinc-finger homeodomain protein 2. Bases 205 to 981 code for a protein of 258 amino acids. Gene Ontology annotation, molecular function: transcription cis-regulatory region binding; DNA-binding transcription factor activity. The transcript has a single exon. Lineage: Eukaryota; Viridiplantae; Streptophyta; Magnoliopsida; Rosales; Moraceae. The record is from RefSeq and is a predicted model, not a curated record. Gene Ontology annotation, biological process: regulation of developmental process; regulation of DNA-templated transcription. Gene Ontology annotation, cellular component: nucleus.
CAGGCAAAGAGAGAUAAAGAGAGAGAUAAAAGAAAUUAGAAAAAGGAAAAUAAAAAGAUUAGCGGUGGAAGUGUUUUGGCUGAGCAACCAUGUAGAUCUUUGCCAUUAGGUGGUAAGAGAGAAAAGCUUAACGUAAAUCAAAAAAGGAAAAGUAAGAGAAGAAAGAGCAAGCCUUGCAGCCAGCUGAGCUAUCUACUACUGGAAAUGGAAUUCGACGAGCACGACGACCCAGAUGAGGAAAUGGAGAUCCCGACCGUCCUACCGCCAGGCUAUGACUCCUCCUCCGCCGCAGCCGCCGCCAGAACCAUCAACAAAUCCGAGGUUGUUGGAGGCGGCGGUGGUGGCGCGUCGAGCAACUCGAGGAAGAACUCCGGUGGGGUGAGGUACAGAGAGUGCCUGAAGAACCACGCCGUGAAUAUCGGCGGACACGCCGUCGACGGCUGCUGCGAGUUCAUGGCGGCGGGCGAGGAGGGCACCAUCGACGCCCUCAAGUGCGCCGCCUGCAACUGCCACCGCAACUUCCACCGCAAGGAGAUCAGCGAUUCUUCCUCCCCCGGCGCCGCCGCCGCCGCCUCGGACCACCCCAACUACCUCUACCACCACCACCAUCACCAGAACUUCCCCGGCGGUUACUACCGGUCGCCGCCUCCGCCGUCGGGGUACCUCCACGUGCGGCCGCUGGCGCUCCCCGGGGUUUGCGGAGGCGGCCGGGAGGAGGGGGAGGACCACAUGUCGAAUCCAAGCAGCAGCGGAGGAGGCGGAGGCGGAGGAGGAGGGUCGAGUAGUAAAAAAAGAUUUCGGACGAAGUUCACGCAGGAGCAGAAGGAGAAGAUGCUGGCGUUUGCGGAGAGCGUGGGGUGGCGGAUCCAGAAGCACGAUGAGGCGGCGGUGGAGCAAUUCUGCGCGGAGACCGGGGUGAGAAGGCCGGUUCUCAAGGUGUGGAUGCACAACAACAAGCAUACCCUCGGUAAGAAACCCUAACGCCAAAAAAAUUCCAAACAAAAAAAUAUAUAUAUAAAUAAUAGUAUGGAUUUUGAUCAAUUAGCUUAGCUAGCUAGCUCAAUUUGUUGUUGCACUUUGCACCACAUGAUGAGUAUUGAAUGGAAAAUAUGGCUGGAGAGUAGUACUACAACAAAUACUACUACUACUACUACCACCAAGUAAUAUUGAUGAGGAUGGUGAUGACCAACUUGGAGGAGGAGAAAAUACUACUACUGGUGGAGCGUGGAAAAAUUUGUACUGUGAAUUGAUGAUCAGUACUACUACUUCUACUACUACUUUUACUAAUGAUCUAACUAGGGUUUUCUUCUUCUUCUUCUUCUUCUUUUUAAUUUAUUUUUUAGUUUAUUAUCACUUUGGGUUAAUUAGCAGUUUCUAUUAAUUUAUUUUUCUGGAUCUCUUCUUCAUCUUAAGCUAGCUGGACUUCUUCUGGGUUAUUAUUGUCAGUGGAUAUACUAUAUGUCAUCAUUGUUGCUGAUGAGCAAUUUUUUUUUAACUCCUUUUUGUUUUGCCCAACUGCUAAUUCAGUCUUUGAUUUUGAGCUUUCAAUUAUAUAUCAUAUUGUUGGAAACCCUAUUUUGUUUGGAAAAAGCAAUUUAGGGUUCAACGAUUAAUCUGGCCAGAAAAUUGUAAUUGAACUAGCUUCGCUAUAGCUUGGUCCACCUCCAUUUUUGGGGCUUUAAUUCGAUUAUGUUCAUUAUUUUAUGAGACUCAGUUUACAGCUUUUGAUAAUCAUCAAUACUAGGAGAGAGGAAAUUAAUGAUGGUAAAGGAAAAACUAAAGAAUGGAAUCAAAUGAAAAAUUCUAAUUAAAUAUUAGAAUUGGUAGUCAAAUUAAACCAAAGAAAUUACUACCAAUCGAGAAAAUUAUAAAAUACCCAGUAGUAGAAUCAAACGAAUAACGGCAAA